This is a messenger RNA of Pelobates cultripes (western spadefoot toad), 24464 nucleotides long. Lineage: Eukaryota; Metazoa; Chordata; Amphibia; Anura; Pelobatidae. The record is from the annotation of a GenBank genome assembly.
UCCACACUUCCGGUGCCGCAUGUGGCUUGCGAGCUGCAGUAACCCAGUGCUGGUAAAUCGUAUUAUAGUCACAUAGACAGCAUGAAGGUGAAGGUCUUAUCACGAAACCCGGAUGAUUAUGUGCGAGAGACUAAAAGGGACUUACCGAGAGGUCAGUUACCGGUAUUACUGCCACCACCCUCCCACACAGAGAGAAGUGUGUGUGUGUGUGUGUGUGUGUGUGUGUGUACAUACAUAUAUACACACACACAUAUAGAAAUGUGUGUUUUUUAUGUGUGUGUGUGUGUAUAUGUAUGCGUGUGUGCGUGUAUAUGUGUGUGUAUAUAUAUAUGAGAAGACAGGGGUGCACUCACAGGUCUUGAUGAAAAACGACAAUCAAAUUCUUUAGGGUGAGUAAAUCUUCAUUAUAGCCGUGUCUAAAUCAACGUUUCGACCCCUAAGGGUCUUUUUCAAGAUGUUCUCAUAUAUAUAUGUUCAACGCGGGUUGCACCUAGGCACAAUAUAUUUUGGCUUUAUUCCAUUCUUGGAAGUAAGGAGAGUGCCAAGCAGAUAUUGAUUUUUUAUAUAUAUAUACAAAUUUUGUUGCACUCACUGCGUAUUCCACUGCUGGCCUGGUGCUAAUCGGCAAAAACAUAGAAAGGUAAAGUAUAUAGCACUCCUCGGUCUUUCUUGUAAAUAAAAAAUAGCUUUUAUUGGAGCAAUAAAAGGUAUUUUUUAUUUACAAGAAAGGCCGAGGAGUGCUAUCUACUUUACCUUUCUAUAUAUAUAUAUAAAUAAACAAUCCUGUUCUCUGGGAACCUCAAUGAAUAGUUUUUAUGUUCUAACCAUAUAUCUAGAGCCACUCUGCAGAAAGCCAGGGUUUAUUUUAGGACAUUCUUUUUGUUUUUUUUAAUUCACUAUAUUAAAAAGUUUAGUCAAUAACUGUUCUGGUUUCUAUGCACUUUAGCAGUUAAAUGUAUAUUUGGGUUUAUAAUUGUAACUAUAAUUUCUCUCUCAUUUUACAUUAAUUUAAAAUCUUAUUUUUUUUAUUAGAAAUUUGUUUCUUCAGAUGCACCAACAAAAUUGUCACUGUACAGAAAUCUAUCUUUUUAAUAUUAUUAUGAUUAUCUAAAAAUCACGAGUCCUUUUCUUCAAUAAGCAGAGAUAAAGAAUUUCUCAAUCACAAUUGUAAAAUUUAUUUUCAGUUCCGCGAAACUAUGACCCAUCACUGCACCCAUUUGAAGUGCCCCGGGAAUAUACCAGAGCAUUAAAUGCCACCAAACUAGAACGUGUUUUUGCAAAGCCAUUUGUCGCUUCUUUGGAUGGCCAUAGAGAUGGGAUCAACUGCAUGGCGAAGCACCCUCAGAGCUUGUCCACCAUACUGUCAGGUGCUUGCGAUGGAGAGGUAAGGUUUGCUUUGGGAAAACAUUAUUAUUGCGCAAAUUAGAAAGAUCUAAAUUUGGCGUUUUUGUGCCUAGAUCCAGGGGUGGGCUUAAACGGACAUUUCAGGCUGGAGUUGAAACAUUUUUAAAUGCAAGCAUUGUUAUCACUUCUGUGAUUUGCAGUGGUCAUGGUGCUUGGAGUCUGUAUGAGCAGUCUUUAUGUAUGGAAUAACAAUAGUUUAAAAAAAAUAUACAACUUCUGAGCAUGUUAAUAAUAAUCUAGGGUAUUACAUGCACCGCACAUGCAUGUCAUUUCCAAAAGCUAGCUGAAAAUUACUUUGGGCAAAACGAAGAGGACAAAAAUAAGAUUGUACCUGUAGUGCCAUGGUGCAUGAGUAAGUUGAUCAAGAGAGCAAGCGUAAAGAGGGAAACUACAGGUAAUGGAGAUGGGAAAAGCAAUGGAAUAAGAUUCAUAAACGGCUAUACAUAGGACACGAGGUCACGCACUUAGCCUGGAAGAAAGGAGAUUUAAUCUAAGGCAAAGAAAAGGUUUUUUUACAGUAAGAGCAAUAAGGAUAUGGAAUUCUCUGCCUGAAGAGGUGGUUUUAUACAUACAGAUGUUUAAACAGCAAUUGGAUAAAUACUUCCAAAUACAUAACAUAACAUACAGGGAUAUCAUUUCUAAUUAGUGGGGUAAUAGUUGCUUGAUCUAAGGAUGAUAUCUGACUGCUAUUUUGGGGUCAAUAAGGAUUUUUUUUCCUAGUUUGUUGCAAAAUUAAGAGUGCUUCAGACUGUUUUUUUUUUUUUGCCUUCUUUUGGAUCAAGAGCAAAAACAUAUGUAAGGAAGACUGAAGUUGAUGAAUGCAAGUCUUUUUUCAGCUAUGUAACUAUGUAAUGGAACAUUAAGGGAGAGAAUAAGCCGAAAGACUGUAAGAUGUGCUAAUUUAGAGUGCUGGAAUUAUUUGUGAUUUAUCUGACGUGUUGGUCUGCAGGUUAAGAUCUGGAAUCUGGUGACGAGGGAAUGCACAAGAACAGUACAGGCACAUGAAGGCUUUGUUCGUGGACUCUGUGUUCGUUUUUGUGGGAGCUCCUUUUUUACGGUACGUACACCUGCAAAACCGUUUAGUGUAUUAAUUAACACAUUAUUUUAGUUAAUGUUAAAUCGACCAAAGAAUUUGAUUAAUUUUUUUUUUUUUUUUAAUAGUUUUUGUUUCCAUUAAAUAAACAAAAACAAUUGGGAAUACAACACCGUUUUUCCCUUUUGGAACAACCCAUAAACAAUACCUUUUUCCAGCACUGAGGGGUUGCUCACCUUUCUGCCUCCUGCAGCAUCAUCAAGGAGGCUUUGCUUCCUUACCGCUGAUUCAAUAAAAUGCUCCUCAUAGAAAAGCUUUGAGGACCUGAUGAGCAUGCGCAGCUAGUAUGUGCAUCCAAUGCUUCUCGUAAAAAAAGCAUUGAAUUCAAGACAGCCACUAGAGUUGUGUUUUAACCCUGCAAUGUAAACUUUGAAGUUUCUGAAUAAAGUGCAAUGUUUAACAUUACAGGGUUAAAAUGACAGGAUCACAGUACCUGGUAUGCUGAAAUGAAGUGGUCUGGACUGUGGAUGGCUUUAGGAGUCUUUUAAUUAUAUGGUAAAGGGUAAGGGCAUUUGACUUGCGAAUUAAUUCUGAAAAUAAAAUAUUUUGUAAUCCUCGGUUACCUAUAACCUUUUACAGAAAACCAAAUGGAGCAUUUUGUUUAUCAGUUAUGUAUUAAACUGAUUAAGGAUUCUGUCUAUAGAGGUUAAUAAUUGUUUUAUUUUAAAAUAACAUCUCUGUCAGUUGAAUUGUGUAAUGCUCACACCAUGGGCCUCCUUGGGUGCUCCAUGAUCUAUAGUUAAAGUUCUCCUAGAAUAAAUUCAGACAGUGGUUUUUGUUUUAACUUGUGUAGGCUGUAGUUCGGUGUUGUCCCAUGUAGUGAGGGGAAAGCUAUCAAUAAGUGGCAAUAAUACCUUAAAUUUAUGCUGUGUCGUUGUACAUUAUCUGAUCAGAAUUUCUUGUUAGUCAUUUGGAGCUUUGCUUUUAAAUGAACACUAUAGAGUUAUAGUACAAAGCCGUAUUCCUAAAGUUAUAUUGCCCUUUUCUGUAGGUUUUUAUAGGACACUCACCGAUUUGCAAUAAAAUAAAGUUUUACUUACCUUUUUCCAGCUGAGUGUCACUUGGCGCUACUCACCACUCUGCCACCCAUAACAUAUCGAGGAGGUAUCCACGAUGGUCCGAUCAUCAAAGAGUAUUGAGAAUCUGAUGAGCAUAAAAUGCUUUCAUGCGCCUCUAGUGGCAGUCAGGAAGACAGCCCAUAAAAGUGGGUUGAAUCUGCAAUGUAAACAUUGCAACUUCUAAAAAAAAAAAACUGCAAUGCUUUUUAUUGCAAGGUUAAAAGCUUCAGGGCAACUCAAUCCAGACUAUUCAUUGAGAUGAAGUGAUUUGGGUGACUUUAGUGGUCCUUUAAGGAAAUCUAAAAUAUAUCUAUUUCUUUGUUUUUACGCUAAAUCGUUGAUUCCUGUGUGUAUAUAGGUGGGUGAUGAUAAGACCGUGAAGCAAUGGAAGAUGGUAAAAGAAUAUGGCGAGAAGGAGGAGCCUAUACAUACAAUCCUAGGAAAGGUGAGAUGACGCUGAAUUGGUGUUAGGAUUGAAUAGUAUUUAUAGAUUUCUAUUUUAGGAGGUAUAUUAUGCAACUUUGAUAAAUGUAUUUAUUUUUUCCUUUUAAUCUUAAAUGUAUUAUUUCCAGGAAUAUUAAAAUGAAUCUAUAGUUAAAACUCACCUCUGCGUUUGGAGGUUCAUACUUUUUCUCAUAGAUUGAACUGUGGACUGUUGGAGCUUAUGGCAAUAUCUGCCGCAGACAGCUGGGGUUUUAACAGACUUUCAAUGCAUUUCUCUAAGGUAGAACCAAAAUAUGAUGGUUCUCUCCAUAGAUCAUUGUAAAAAAUGCAAGAUAAGUGACAUGCCUCGCCUCAUAGUGGGAGAUUUUAUAAAAGCAUUGUGAAAAAUGCUGCAUUGGAGACAAUAGCCCUGGAAACUGGUGGAAGAGACAGGCACAUUCCAUUGCCGACUCUUCCCCUGUUACAUAUUUGCACCACUUUUGUGAACACAACUGCCUUAAUAGCAAGCCAGUAACCAACCUCAUGCUGUUCAGCAGACGUAUACGCCAAGGAAUCCAUGUAUAAAAUGUAAUUUUUGAGGUGGUUCUUUGUGGAAGUAAUUUGCAUAUGCCCACCCAGAAUCCCUUGCAGUAGUAACAACACUGCCAAUAUAAGAUUCUAGGGAAAGUCUUAUGGCUUGACUUGUGUGGGCAGAUCUGUGUCAAACUACUUACUAUCAAAUAAUUUUCAGGUGGAAACAGUUUUCAGUCGUCUUUUACCCCACCAUAAAACGCUCUCUCUUUCUCUCAAAUCUGUCUCACUGGACUGAUACGGCUACAAUCUCAACUUUAUAGAUAAUAACUUUUUUUAAUUAUUGUUUUUAAUUGUUCUUCUUAUAUUUAAAUGCUGAUUUUCUGUGUGGUAUUGUGUUAAUUAAUUUACAUUUAUUAUAUGCAAAAUGUUUGAACAUCCCACCCACUUAUAUCUUAAAUAUGUUGAAGGUUUUGUUUAUUUGUAAUUUAUUCCAAUAAUUCGUAACAGCGUUACAUCACUGUCAGACAUUUGCAAGUUCAUAGUCGGUAUAAUUUUGAGUUGGUUUCAUCAGUAUAAAUGUAACAUGCAAAUGAAGCUUUAUUUAUAUUUAUUUUUUUAAAUCUGAUAAUUAUGUGCAUUUGAAGCCUUUUAAACAAAAAUAACCAUUAAAAUAUUAUGCAGAAACUUUGGAAGUGUGUAGAUGAUGGCAUUUUCUCAGAUCUCUGGCUUUGUCUUUCUAGUCUGUAUUCACAGGAGUUGAUCAUCAUUGGAAGGACGGGGUGUUUGCUACAUGUGGACAACAAGUGGAUAUUUGGGAUGAACAGCGAUCCAGUCCCAUGAGGUCCUUUACAUGGGGUGUGGACAGCAUUACGAGUGUCAAAUUUAAUCCUGUUGAGGUAGGUAUAUUGUUAAUUAUGACAUAUUCAGUUUGUUGUUUACAGAGUAAACCACAUAUUUGUGCCAAACUCACACUGUAUUGUGAAUUGUACAUGUCAUCACAAUUGAAAACACAGUACUUGCUUCUCCACAUCAAAUCUUCCUGCUCAACCAUGUGUUCUGCUUUUAAUAAGUGGUAUUUUAAAGUAAAACAUGUCCAACCGGACUCGUGCCCCUCCCCUCAUCCACUAUUGUGAAUUAAAGCAAAAAGAAAGAAUGAGAACCCUGAUAAUGGACAAAAGUUUAGAGGGACUCAAUAGCUUGUCCUACGGUAGAACCCAGCUCAGGUCUCAAAAUAGUUCUUGCUGACUUGUGCCAUUACAGAGUGAACAUAUUUGAAGUAUGUCAGACUGGUCCCACCGUAUGGGCAGUUGAGAUCCGAAAAUGCCAGGAAGUUCCCUCUGCACAAGAGAUACAGGAACCUGAACACAGCUUUAUUUGCUAGCAUUUAUGUUUUUUUAAUAUAUUUUUUAAUCGGAUCUUUGCCUCAGUGAUUGGAUGCAGACUAAAUCUCUUUGAAUCAACUUAUUUUGACACCUCUAUUCAUUCUUCCAGUCCAUUUAUCAUGCAUUUUCGUCACUUAGGCAGCUACAUUUUCAUAAUCGGAAAAUGAGUUUGGAGGUUUGGAGAGGAAUUGAAAUGCUUUAUUGAUUUAUUUUCAGUUCUAAUUACUUUGCAUACGUUGUGAUUUUUCCUUUUUUCUCAGACACAUGUUUUAGGCAGCUGUGCUUCUGACCGAAAUAUAGUUCUAUAUGACAUGCGACAGGCCACACCACUGAAAAAGGUCAGUAACAAGUGUUUCAGACUUGAGUAUAACUAUCUAUGUAUAUAAUGCCAAGAAAUGCCAGCAAGUCUCUUUUAACCCCUUAAGGACCAAACUUCUGGAAUAAAAGGGAAUCAUGACAUGUCACACAUGUCAUGUGUCCUUAAGGGGUUAAAUGGUAGAUUUACUAUUAAUGCAUUGUAACGGUUUAACAGUUGUGUGUCCUCUUGUGGCACAUUUCAGAGGCUUAUUUAUACAUUAUUUUUGGCAAAUAUGUAGAUUUUAUGCUAUACUUCUCUUAAAGGAGCAUCUGAAAUUAUAAAAUUGAAUAAUGAAAAUAACUCGUGUUAAUUGUUUUCACAUUCUCUUUUCUUGUUUUUAAAUGUAUAAUAGAGAUUUAGCAAAUUACAUCACAAUCCAUUUCAGUCCUUGCACUUGCAGGGCACACUCCUUUAAUGAGAUGCAGAAACACUGUUUUGUGCUCACUGUCAGGACAGAGCUUAUAACAAUAAUUGAUUAAAAAAAAAAGCUAAGAUCUCGCCAUCCUGACUUUAGUCAUGUUUUAUCGGUCCUCUUCUGACCGGCUUAGUUUUGUCGAGUCCUGUUUGUGGACACCGGGGAUCUGUCCCCUUACAGCUCAUUAGAUACUUUUGUCUUAUGUUCAGGGCACUAAGACUCUGCACAGGGCACUAAAACAUUGCUCCUUGUAGAGUCUACUGUGAGUGAGCUGGCCCAAGAUGAUUGGCAGGAAGCCGGGUGUGCAUUCUGCCGUAUUUGGUAAGAAACCAUAAUGGGACCACAUCAGUGGCCCAGACUAUUUACCCACUUCCACUAGCGUACUACUUCUCAGAACAUCAGAGUUGGGAGGUAUGUGAGAUGGAGGCACCCGGAAUAAGAGUUAGCAUUUCUACGUUAAAUUAAUAAUUUUUUCCCUGACAUAUGGGGGCAGUACAAUAGGGAUGUAAUCUUCCCAAGGGACAGGCAUCUAAAAUUAACAUAAAAGUUCCUCCCCCAACAGGUAUAAGAUUACAAACUGCCAUGGAACCUCAGUUCUCUUUCUUGUUCCAUGAGGAACGGACGGCAUCUGGAUAUGUUGUGGUGAGGCACAUGGGUUGCUGCCAAGGGGAUCCGGUCCGAUAGUCUCCUGGGUGGAGAGCUGAGUGGCCUGCGUGCAUCGUGCAGGAGUUACGUGGCAGAUUUGUUUAACUUGCUUUAUGCCAAGUGCGGUCACUGGCAAAGCAAGUAGGAGGUCUCUAGCGGCAGCAAAUCACUGCCCAUAUGAGACGCAUGCGCAGGGUGGUGACACGCACGCUCGGGUUGUGUGUUCGGGAAUUCUCGGAAAUGGUGCCAGAUUUGAAUCAAUGCUGCCUAGUUAAACUGUGCAGAUCUGACUGACAGCGUGGAUGCUACCCAGGAAGGAUCUCCCGUUUCACCAGCCCCUCCCCCCACCCCCCCAUGGGUCAGAGGUUUUAAAGGGGAGUAUUUUCAAUCUCUAGAACUAUCUUAUUUAAUUUUACAACAAUUUUGUAAUUUCUUAUGUAUUGCAGAUAUGUAUGGUCCUGUCUCUCCAGAUAUUAUGGAUAAAGACAAGGUGCCUACUCCUGCUUCUAAAAAAAAGCCAGUUCUAAAUCGAAACAUCUGAGUUGUAGUGAAUGCUCGACAUCUCUACCAGAUGGUUACAAAUGGAAAAAUUGCAAUCAUUGUUUGUCCUUAUCACACUAAAAGUCCAAGAAACCGGACAUGAAGUCAUUCUUGGUAUUGGUUUCAAGACAAUCUGGCCCAGGCAUUUGAGUCAUUCAAAGAUUCUGCAAAGCCAAAGGUUACAGCUUCUGUUAAAGCAACAACCAAAGGCUAAAAAGGAAGAGAUCUUCAUCUGGACCAGAACUGUCCUCGGGUGAAUGUUCUAUUUCAUCCUAUUCAGAAACUUCCAGCAACUCUUCUAUUAUAGAAGUCGGUUUUCCACAUGAAGAAUUGAGGCGAUUUUAUUAAGGAAGUUAAUGUUACCUUCUCUGAUGACACAGCAUAUAAAGCAAGUAGGAAAGCCCUUCCGGGUCAACAAGAGAUUCUGGAACUUAUGUGCAGAGAGUGGAAGAAACCUGAAAAAAAGGCAUUUAUUUCCAGACAUUUCAAGAGCAUUGUUAAACUACAGAGAGAAGACAAGUGGGAAGACUCGCCAGUCGUUGACAUACAAGUUGCUCAGUUGUCUAAAAAAAACUAGCAUACCGAUAAGAGAAGUCUCUGGUCUAAAAGACCCUAUGGAUAAAAGGGCAGAAACAUCCAGCAGACGAGCAUAUCAGGCAGCAGGAUUUCAGGCUAAAGCAGCAUUGGCAAGAGCUUCGGUGGCUAAAGCUAAGUACCUUUUGGCUUCAAGGAUUGGAAGAUAGACUGAUGACUACCAAGACAAAGAUCUUUCUCACCUGUUCCAAAAUUUAAGGUUAUCCAUACUUGGACGACUGGUUCAUAAAGGCAAAUUCAAGAGAUGCUCUAGAGUCGGAUGUGGCUUACACCCUCAGAAUCCUGGAAGAACAUGGUUGGGUUAUAAACCUAGAAAAAUUCUAUCUGCUUCCUACAAGGCCAAUUCAGUUUCUAGUUUUUUUUAAUCAAGUCAGACACUCUUUCUAUUCACCUAACUGGGGGAAAAAAGAUAAAGAAACUGAUAAAAAAAAAUCUUCAGCAAAAAGCUGUUGCAGGUGUUGGGACACCUCACCUCCACCAUCCCAGCAGUAAAAUGGGACAGAGCAGAAUCAAGGCCUUUACAGUGAGAAAAUCUUGCGCAGUGGUCAAAGAAAGAAGAAGACUUGGAUGCAUUGAUAUGUAUAUCCGCUCCUGUAAAAAUCCCAUGAACUUGGUGGCAAAAGACCAGUUUCAACCAAUAAACCGGGUUAUAAUUACAACGGACACUUCAAAUAAAUGUUGGGGGGCUCACUUGCAGUGUCACUUAAGGCAAGGCAUAUGGUCAGAAGAUGAAUAAAGGGAAUCUUCAAAUUACAAGGAGUUGAUAACCGUCUUAUAUGCUCUUCAUCAGUUCAGAGCUCUUAUUGUGGGGAAAAUUCAGUCAGACAAUCAUGCAAUGGUGGUUUACCUGAACAAACAAGAAAGUACAAGGGUAAGAAAAUUGCACUCUCUUUGCACAAGGAUUAUGUCCUGGGUUUAAACUCAUCUAGACGACCUGUCUGCUACUCACAUACGAGGAAUACAACCACAUUAUAGCAGACUAUUUUAGCAGAUGAAAAUGGUCCCAGAAUGAGUGGUCUCUAAAUCCGGUCAUUAUUUUUCUUAACUAGUUAAGCGUCGUUCUGCCAGUCAUCGAUCUAAUGGCAGAAGGUCAAAUGCAAAGGUGAUAACAUUUGCCUCCCUCUUCAAGGCAGACAUGCCUCUGGUUCUGGAUGGGCUAUUAAUUAGGUGGGACUUCAGCCUUGCAUACAUAUUUCCCCCUGUAAGCCUAAUCCCAAGGAUUCUGCAAAAGGGGAAAACAGAACAAGCAACGGUGCUGGCCAUAAUCCCAUAUUGGCCAAAUCGCAGUUGGUUCUCUGUUUUAAUGAAGAUGGUUUUGAAGUACUGGGAACUUCCGGUGUCAACAGAUCUCCUAGAGAACAAAGGGGUUCCGGUAGAGGUAUGUUGCAAAUGUUUAAAUUGACAGCUUGGCCGCUGCACGGCUAAUCCUGCAUAAAAUAGAGAGGUUUAAGUUGCUGCUAAAUUCUACCAAAAACUCUUUUACUAUCUACUUGAAAAUUUGGAUGACAUUUCUUCAUUGGUGCAUAUCUCAUCAUUGCAUAACAUCUUGUAUGUUCUUUAAAGGGGUUCUUAUUUUAUCUACUCUCAAAGUUCAAGUUUCUGCUCUGACAUUUUUUGGUAAAGAACUUCACUUUAAAUCCUCUCGUUAGGAGAUUUUAAAGCUGUCAGACUUAUCAAGCCUCCAAGAAAGGAGUUUUUUCCAUCUUGGAACCUAUCUUUGGUUUUGAACCCUCUUUGUACACAGCCUUUCGAACCUUUGGAGAAAACGUCCUUUAGCUCCUGUCUCUGAAAACCGCAUUUUUGGUGGCCAUAACUUCCGCUAAGAGGAUAGGUGAAAUUCAGGCCCUUUCAUCAUCUGCUGAAUUUACUAAAAUUCUUCCUAGGUUGUUAUGUAUCCAAAACCUUUGUUUCUACGGAAAGUCAUCUCUUCCAAGGCUAUCAAUCAACCAGUUUCCCUGCCUUCCUUUGGUUAUUCAUCUGUCUCCGAUUUGGAUGAUAAUUGGCACAAGUUGGAUGUCGGAAGAUCUAAGAUCUACUUAGACUGCUCUUCUACAUACAGGAAGACUGACCAUCUUUUUGACAAUUUCUUUGGAAAAUUUAAAGGUCAUGUUGCCUCCAAGUCUACUUCAGCAAAAUGGCUCGUGGACACAAUUAAAUUGGCUUAUUCUGCCUCUGUCUGCCUCCUUGAAAGCUCAUUCUACUAGAGCCAUGACUGUUUCCCGGGCCAAAAAAGCACAUGCGUCACCUGAAGAUAUCUGCAGAGCCGCUACAUAGUCUUUAUUCAACACCUUCGUCAAGCAUUACAGACUAGACGUAUUCUCUGACUCUGCUUUCUUGCACAAGGUGUUACAAGGGGUGGUUGCCUAAUUCAUGCCCAUAGCUCUGGGAUCUCGAUAGAUCCCUAUUGUACUGCCACCAUAUGUCAGGAAAAAAAUGCAAUUUUACUCACCAUAAAAUUACUUUUUCUUUAAUAUGGUGGCAGUAUAUCACUCCCUCCCUUUGUUAAUAAAUUUAAAUAUUUUUGCAGUAAUAGGUCUCUGAGGUUUUAUUGGGACGUACUGAGGUUCCAUGGCAUGUUGUUUUAUACCUGUUGGGGGAGGAACUUUUAUGUUAUUUGUUAAUUUCAGAUGCUUGUCCCUUGGGAAGAGUACAUCCAUAUUGUACUGCCACCAAUUUAUGGAAAAAGGAAUUUAUGGUGAAUAAAAUUUCAGUUUUCAGACCUAACAAAUGGGUAGUGACUGUAUCCCACAAUGCCUUGGGUACAACUGAGUGUUUUGCAUUUUAAGCAAUUCGUUCUAGAUACUUUUCCAGUCCCUUAUUAUAUAGUUGACUAUUUAAAAAAAAAAAUAUAUAUAAAUAUAUAUAUAUAUAUAUAUAUAUAUAUAUAUAUAUUAUGUUUGAGAAAUGUGUAUUUUUUAAGAAAAGAAGUAGUAAUGUUUCCUCUCUACUUUUUAGGUUAUUUUGGAAAUGAGAACAAACACAAUAUGUUGGAAUCCUAUGGAAGCGUUUAUAUUUACAGCAGCUAAUGAGAACUUUAAGUAGGUACUUUAUGUAGGCUCGGUACAGCAUGCCAUUGGCUGACCAGCUAUUCUUUAGAAACUUACGAUUGCAAUACUUUUAUAAAGCUGUAUUGCUAAACUUUUCCUGGUCUUCCUGCCCUAUUUCAGUGUCCCAUUAGUUGGUGGAUAUAUUUAAUAUAAAAAUAUUUGCUUUGCUCUACACAUCGGCUAUUUUUUCUACAUUUUGCAUUUAGGAUUAUUCACUACAGUUCGGUGUUCAGUGAAUGAAAACACCAAACAACCUAUCCCUCAACUUUUCACUGUUUGCCUUCCAGUGUUGAGUUUUCCUUAAGCAAAUUUCAGAUGACACAGUUUAGCCACUUGGAGGAGCCAUUGAUGCAAUUUGGGUUCAACAGGUUCAUGUAAAUGAGAAUUCUAGUCUAGUUAAAUCCAGCAUUUUAAUUAUUUUAGCUGUAGCUCAGAAUAUGUUGGACUAUGACCUCCCAUCACGGGAGACCAACCGUAUCUGGGGUCUGCGGCUAAAUAUUUAUUUAUUUCCUAGGGUUUACGUAUUUUCAAAUCUCUGUAACUUAGGAGACAACUUGAGUUUUAGUAAAUAAUAGAUAAAAAAAAUAGAUAAAUGUACAUACCUAUUUACAGAAAUAAGUAAUUAUUCCCUAAAUUUGUAUUCACCAUACAUCAAUCUGAUAAGUUCCUAUCCUAUUCCAUGCUGAGACUUGAGAAAGCAUCCAGGAGCGACACGAAAAGCGUUCAGUCCCCAGUUUAAUUUAGUUUGUUUCCCUCCUCUCUUAUGCUUGGUGCAGAGAUCUGCUUUUGUAUUACUGUUUGUCACUGCGACUCACCGUGGUGGGCAUGCCUUGUUACACCAUAAAUUCUACGAUUUUAUUUUCACAAAGUCUUCUGAGUGCGGUGUUGUUAUCUUGUUGGGAUUUUCUGUGCCGUAGGUACCAUAAGGACUGGUUAUAUAUGUUUAGCCUGCCCCGUAAAAUUUUUUUUUUUUUUCCAGUUUUACCCAAUGUAUAUUUAAGUAAACAUAACAUAUCUACUUUCUACACACACACACUGAAUUAUCAUCUGUAUGUAUUGCUUGUUUCUACAGUUUAUACACUUAUGACAUGCGCAACUUGGAACAUCCGCUGAAAGUGCACAUGGGACACGUGUCUGCUGUCCUGGAUGUGGAUUACUCCCCCACUGGAAAGGAGUUUGUUUCUGCCAGCUUUGAUAAAUCCAUCCGCAUAUUCCCUGUUCAACUUGGAAGCAGCAGGUUAGUGUUUUCCUAUUCGGUGUGUUUUAUCUAAAUUCCAGGGUUCAUCUUAUUUCAAAUGCUCCUGCCAUACAUGGAAUUGCUAAUAAAAUGUCCUUCUUUUCUUUCUAUAACGUUCCGCAGCAGUUAAAGCGGCUCGGUAGGGGUUGCUGUAUAUAUAUAUUUUUUUUAUUAUUUUUAAUUUCUUCCUGUAUCUUUUACAGAUAUUGUUAGUGUUAAAGGACCACUAUAGUGCCAGGAAAACAUAGGCACUAUAGUUUCCUGAGGGUGCCCCCACCCUCAGGGACCCCCUCCCGCCCGGCUCGGGAAAGGGGUUUAAACUUACCUUUUUCCAGCGCUGGGCGGGGAGCUCUCCUCCUUCUCUCCUCCUCCGAUCCGCCCCAUCGGCUGAAUGCGCACGCGCGGCAAGAGCUGCACACGCAUUCAGGCGUGCAUAGGAAAGCAUUUACAAUGCUUUCCUAUGGGCGCUGGCUCUCACUGUGAAAAUCACAGUGAGAAACGCAAGCGCCUCUAGUGGCUGUCAAUGAGACAGCCACUAGAGGAUUAGGGGGAAGGCUUAACCCAUUAAUAAACAUAGCAGUUUCUCUGAAACUGCUAUGUUUAUUAAAAAAUGGGUUAACCCUAGUUGGACCUGGCACCCAGACCACUUCAUUAAGCUGAAGUGGUCUGGGUGCCUAGAGUGAUCCUUUAAAGGAACAGUCUAGACACGUAAAUCACUUCAGCUUCCUGAAGUGCUGUAUGUGUCUGGAUUCUGUAAUUCUUUGACAGUUUAUAAAAGUGCCGUUUUUAAUAGUAAUCUGCAUUUUUAAAACUGGGGACAGACUGUCACUCAGACAGUAAGGGUGAUUUUGUUCCGCUUCUUGCACUAAGCUAGAGCAUGCCUCUCUGUGAGCUGUACCAAUGCUCAGUGAGUAGAAUAGGAAAGCUGUGAUCACGUUUGAGGGCACUUACGGCUCCAGCAAAGAGCACAGAAAGCUCUGAUUGGUUUAGCCUGAAAGUCUGUGUCAGGAAAUCAGGUAGGAGGCUCGCAAAGGCUGCCGACCGCAGAUUGGCAGAUUUUGAAAGUAGUUUUUUCAUAUAUUUCCAAAGAAAAGAUGCAGGAAAAAAAUGCAUGCAUGUUGUUUUAUCAGAGAUGGUUCUUUUAAAAAGAAAAACAAAAGUCAACGGAAUGUUCAUUUAAAGCAAAGUAUGCCGAUGCCUAGUGAUGACUACAAGAGACCCUACAUCUAAAUUAAUAGAUACCUUAUGUAUGAUCACGUUUUUCUAUUUUGGUGUUAGAAGCUUAUAUUACAUGUUGAUACUAGUGUCCCCAGUGUGAGUGGUCUCUUGACUAACCACAUCCAAAGGGAUAUGCAUGCUGGUGCUGUUGUCAUAACUUCUUCAAACACAAUAGCACAGUUUGCACACUAAUCCUAAGUGACCACCGAUCAGCUCACAAAUAUACUGACUUUAAAAAACUACCAUUUGUAUGUAGAAUGUUUUUUUGUUUCGUUUUUUUUUUUUUUUUAUCAUCAAUGUAUUAAACGGAAUUAUAUAUUUUAUUUAUGGAAGCAAUCCUAGAACUUGAAAAAGUAUAUAGAUUCAUGUUGAGUGGAGAGGAUGCUGUAAAUGUGUAAAUUGGUAUUCUAAAUUUUUUUUUAUUAUUAUUUUUUUUUUUAGUGCAGUUUUUACAGCUUAAAGUCUAAUUGUAUGAACUUUUCUAUUUAUUGUAGAGAGGUUUACCACACCAAACGGAUGCAGCAUGUUACAUGCGUAAAAUGGUCUGCUGACAAUAAGUACAUUCUCUCUGGCUCCGAUGAAAUGAACAUUCGUUUAUGGAAGGCAAAUGCUUCCGAAAAACUUGGCUUGGUAGGUUAUUUUCAGUGUGUUUUUAAGGGAGCAUUAUGUUCUCUAUAUAAUUGUAAAGGAGUGUGUGAUGGCUAAGCAUGUGUUAAUAUUUAGAGUUAUUCAAGGAAACCUAAGCAUAUACUGCAUCUGAACAUUUGGUUCUACAUAUGUGAAAUAAAGUCCCUUGUGUCUGUACAAAUUCUAAUAAUUCCUAACCAUGCUCUAGAUCCAGAUACUAUGUCUUAAAAUCAGGCAUGUUGUUUGUAUCAAAAGAUGUUGCUCUGCUUCCUGACUGUGUCUGUUGGAUAUACCUGCGUGAUAUCUUCAUUAUCUUUGUUUUGAUAUAUUUGUUUCUUAUUCUGUGAGGUGAUAAUACACUUUUUAGUUAGACAUAGAACACAACGUGGUAUGCCAUUUACUAUUGGUACACAAACCGGUUCCCUUGACCACGUAAUUUGGGUAUACACGUGUGAGUUCAACAAUUUUACAUUUACAAUAUAUUGGCCCUCCAAAUAUUGGGGUGAGCAUCCAGGUGGUAAUACAAAUCAAAGUCCCUUUUAUUUGAUGUUACAGUAUUCCAACUCCUAUUAGCUACAGCCAUCCUGCUGAGAGAAAUACGCCGUAACUGCAACAGCCUCCUUGAAACUUUCCCAUGCACCAAAUGAGUAUAACUAUGGACAUCUUGGGGUCCCACCCUAGCGGAAGGGUUCCUUAUUCGAGGAUCCCCAUUAAACAAGCUUCUGGGCCAUCGUGUCUGUUUGAGUCAACACUCCUAGGAUAAACCAUUCUCCAAUUUGUGUGCAGGUUAUGUGGCACCUUCAUGGCCAGCCCUCCGGACUCAGGACAUAGAACAAGCACACAGAGCUCUGCUCCUCUAUUUUUUGCGACCCUUUUUGUGCACUCUUCAAUAGUCACAGCAGCUUAAACAAAGCGGCCUAGCACUUAGAAUUAAAAUGUGUCGUGUUCAUGGCUUUUCACCACAUGGAAAGAAAUGAAAGCAACAUGCCCCAUCACAUCUAAAUUUCCCUUGCAUAUGUUAUAAUAGAAGGGGGUCUUGUAUCCUUUCUCCCUGCAAGUAGUAUUAUUCUAUAGUUAGAAGCCCACCCCUUCAGUCAAAUAUGCCGUCUGAAGAAGUUUGUUUCUUUCUGCUCAUACAAGUACUUGAACUAUAUUGACGCACCAGCUGCUGAGCAUCAUCUAAUUCAACUGCUAAUUUCUACAGUAGAAAGUUGAUAAGUGAACUCUGCUCUAACAUAGAGAGUUAUUUGAAAAUCAUGAUUGUUUGGAUCACUUUUGGACACCGCACGCUGCAGACGUUGCCAAGCCUGAGGAGUCACAGCAAAUGCGAUUUUCAAAUAUGUAUAUAUUUUUCACGGUUUUUAAGUUGAAAUUAAAUAAAUUGCUUUAAAAAAUUAUAUACACUUCAUGUUUGUUUGGUAGCUGCACAAAAGCACAUAAAACUGCUACUCCUACACAAUCUCCUCGAGCUCAGUGCUAUAGAAUAAUGUGAUUAUCUGUAACCAACACGUUGCAAAGUUCAAGUCUGUCAGUCAAGUUAAUUCCCCUUAGGUUUAUGUAGGACUGUCUGUUUAAGAGAUCUAAUCUUGACACUGUCAAAUUUGCGGUAUUUCAAAAUUUUUCUUGAUUGGAGUUUUCAUGAAAAAGAUAUAUGCAUGAGAAGGAAAGUCUCAGACCGUAUAUAGUAGUAUGUGCCCUAAUCUGUGAGUGUGUCUCAAGAGUGUCUCAUGCCGAAUCCCUGACUGUAUUUAAGAACCUAUACUGCAAUAGCUUCAAUAAUUGGUUUUAUCAGAUGUCUUUUUUGUCACUGCAGAACACCCAAGUCUAGGUGUUUUGUGGUUUUAUCUUGGUAGCAGGGAAGACCACAGAUUUAAAUUGUGCGGUUUUCGGUCUUCCAUGUCUUUCCAUAUAUGAUGCAGAAAAUAAUCUGCCGGACCAAAUUGGUCGCCUUCACAGUAAAUCAGAAAAAGAAAACUGAAUGUAUUUACAGAAUAAUAAACACCAGUGUUCCUAUAGCCUCCUCCAUCUUCUCUCUGCAUCUCCUGACUUCCUUGCCAGAAGCUAAAUCCUCUUUGCUUGGGAGUUCAGAAUGGCCUUCCAUCAACUAUGUUAUUGCGCCAUAGUCCUCACAGAGCCUCUGAUGAAGUGGAUUUUUCCACAAAACGAUUUGGGCUAUUGCGAACUCUUGGCUUACCGUGCUGGAACGCAUGUGGAACUCACAAUAGAAGGAGCCCCAGGCUCAAAUCUACCAAAAGUUUUUUCCCUCGGAUUGUGGUUUGCGGGCUUUCUCCAGAUCCUGGCACUUCGGAGUACUGUCAGCUUGCAGAAGUUAAAGGGGCACAUCACUGUGGCGGACCUGCGUGUCCAGAUAACCAAGUACAAUUUCUGCAUUUUGCAUCCAAAUUAAGCGAGUGUCUACAAAGUACACUAUGGAAGUAUAAUUUACUUUGCGGAUUUGCCACUUUGUAUACCAUUUUUACUGGACUUUUUAAGGGACCUGAUUGUGUCUUGAAUACCUUUUUGAUAUUUGAUGCAAAUUGUUAUACACACUGUUACUUUUUGGAUACCAUGGCAGAGUUAGUAGCAAUUUGCGACAUUUCUAUGUAUACUGUGAUUGCCUUAUCAGUGCCUGGGUUGUCUAUUACUGCAAAUUGUGUUUUUAUUUUUCCCUUUUUUGUGAUUUAUAGACUCUGCAUUUCCUUUUAUAUUUUUUUUUUCUUCCCUAAUUUUAUUUUUUUGUUUUAGGCUUUAGACUCCUAGGCUGGUAUUUCUGGCUAUUUAUUGUUAGAUCUUUAGCAGAUACUCCCCUAAUUGCAUUUUGCAGUUUGUUAAAUGUUUUAUGGUCACUGAUUGAGCCUGUUAGGCCAUAACAGCUGAAUUGGUGGCACACCCAGUCUCCUAUUUUAUAUACAUUUUGUAUUACAGAUUUGCCAACUCUCUCGCUUUUUUUAGUGAAUAUUCCAGUUCAUGUUUGUUCUAAAUUGAUCCCAUUUUUAGUUUGGGAUCCUUUUAUAAAUUAGAAUUAUUAUAAUUUUUUUUUUUUUAAUCCCAACUAUAAAGCAUUGUUUUAAAUCAAAUUUUCUGAAGAUUCUGCAGUAGCUUUAACCUAUUUAAUCCAUCAAGAAAGAUAUGCAGUGCUCCAAAUUCCAUUUAGAGAUGUGUGGUCUGAAAUUUGCAACCUCAGAACAUCAGUUUAAGCGCAUCCUGACUGUAUGUAAAAACCCUCUGGGGGGGUCUCUAAGGCACCCACAAGUAGACCAGAGCUUUUCUGCAAUGUUCAGGUCAUUGCGCAAUAUGUUAACGAGAGAACACAAGUAAUUGAAUUCUAAUUUGUUUUCCUCCUUAGCAGGGUUCCAAUGCAAAUCAGGAAUCAACAGGAGAAUUUAUUUACGGAAAUAAAAACUACAUGUAGAUUUCAAGUAUAUUUUGUUAUGGCUAUAGUUUUCUUUUCUUAAUAAAUUCUAUAGUUAAAGUGGAAUUUAGUAUCUACAAAUAUGGGUACUUCAGUGAUCAGAGCAUGUUCUGGUUGAGCACAUAAGGAAAAUUUUAUUGGUGGUACGCAGUGGGAGGAGUUUUCUAAAUCAGAUACCAUGGAAACGUUACAGAGGAUGCUUCUGAAAUGCUACCUUAUUGCGACAUUUGUGAAUGAUUGUCCUCAUAAAAUCAAUUUUUAUGUAUUUACCUUGCAAUGCCUUUUUACAAGCUUUUAAUACAUUAUUUAAAAAGCGUCUACUAGAGCUAGGGGCAUUGCAAAUUUAUUUUAAACUAGAAUCAAAUUAUGCCGAUAUAAUUUCAUUCUUAUCUUCUGACCUUGCGUGAGAUGCAGUGUAGUUAAUGGGUUAAAAAGUAUUCUCUUUUAUUUUUAUAUAUAUAUGUAUAUAUAUAUAUAUAUAUACAUACACAGUGAUGGAUUCAUGACAUUGCAAAUUUAAGAUGGCUGCAGAAGAUUUUUCUUGGCUUACACAGCCAAACCAUUUUCUUAAAUUGCUAUAGUCUAUUGUUGACAUGCUUAAAAUAAUUAGAUAAAUAAGUGUCUAGUAGUGCAAGCUUUAUUGCAAACCGCAUAACAUUCUAAGAUUGCAUUGCAGUGGGCCAAGCAAGCCCAGUUUUUCGGUCGACAAAAGUGUUUAGGUUGUACUAAAUCAGCAACAGCACUUUGCUCGUCUUCAAUUAAAUUAAAGAAAAUCAUUGCUUUUAAUUAGAAUAAAAGCCUUCUAACCUGGGAGAUGUUGACAGUUUGCUGCACAAUGAGAAUCCGUGGGAUUUAUUUAGGCUGGCUCGAGAAAAUGAUCAUGAUUAUAUGACAGGGCAAAAACAUUUAGAUGUUAAUGGGCGCCGGAUUUGCUUAGUGAUUGAAGUGUGGACAUUGCAGGGGUGAUUUAAACAGGUUGUAAAUGAUUUCACUCAUGACUUGAGGUCUUUAAGAGAAGCGUUCUCUAGAGCAACUCUCGUCAAUCCAGGUGAUGACUCAAGACCUUGUGCCGUAGUACCAAAGUCUGUAUCAGUGAUUUGGAGCAUAGAUGUUUGUGGACUACAUUUCUUCUGUGUAUUAAUUCAUGUUUAUAUAAUCUAAAAUCAUGUGCAAACCACCAAAUCUUGCAGGAAGUUGGUUUAUUGACCUAUACAGCAGCUUUUCUACACUUUUGGAUAUUUUAUCAAGACCUAUUGCAAAAGGUCCCAACACAUUGCUAUUUUCAUCUUCCAAAAAUACAGAGUGAUUUAGCCCAGUAUCCAGCACCCGAUCUCUCUGCCCCAUGUCCUUUCGCUGCUCAGAGUCUUUAAAAAGAAAGCCUUGGCCAGGGGCACUGCUGAUUAGCUGAGAUCAUUAGCUGAUGUUCUAUGCCAAACAGUGGCUCCCCAUUCACAAAUACCUGAGGGAAAAAAUAUAUGUGGGAGCCGAUGCUCUCAGAUAGUCGUCAAUCAAGAAUUACUAAAAUGAGGUGCCAAAUUGCUUUAUAGAAGGGUGUGGAUUUCUACAUUUAAUUGUAUUUUUCACACUUCACAAAUAUGUGUUAAAUGUAGGGGAAAGUAAACAGGAUUUUAAAAAUCCUGUGAGUUUUUAUUUAAUGUUUUGAGAAUUUGAGAUACAUUAAUAUGCAGACUGGCAAUGCAGUAGACUGUUUCAGAACGCGGAUAUCUAAACAUAUUCUAAAUGACACCUACCGUUGAGCCAAUUUGGGUGUAUUUGUACCAGUUAGGAGAGCCAAUCAAAAAGCUCGUUUGUAGCAAGAUAAUUGCAAAGACGAAGUUACAGGAAUGUCGACUAGCGGUCUGUAUUUACCUACUCUCUGUUUGUUAGUUGGCAAUAAUGGCAGUUAAGUCCACAGCGUACAUGUUGAAGAUUCACUGCCCACUGCGCUAGGUAGAAAACAAAUGGCUACACACUAGUGUGGAAUGUUGUGUGGUAGCUUGUUUGUGAUUAAUGUUACCUGAAAUACAAUGUAUUCUGAUUGUUCUCAUUAUUGCCCUAAUGGAUAUAACUAUGUAGUGGAUUAUCAUUUACUUGAUUUUAAACGAGACUAAUUGCAGCAUUCACCCAAGGGACAGCCUUCAGCAGAUUUUUCUUUAAUGCAGAAUGUUUUUAUCGCUCACAAAUGUUUGUUGUAGAUGGUAAAGUGUAAUAUUUUCAUAAUACAUUGAUGAAUGCAUAGUCAUAAAUAACGAGUGGUCAAGUUGUUGUGUUUUUGUUUUUUGUUUUUUUUGGGUGCUUAUAUUCCCACCAGCACUACUAAAUAUUCUGCAUAUGUUCUAUUUUGUUUAUGGUUAAAGGACGAUUAUUGGUACAUGCAGGAUUUUUUUUACUUUUGAUUGUAGCUAGAAGAUGGGUGUCACAAGUUACAAUCCAGCAUUGAUAUCCUAUGAGUUAUUUUUUUCAUGACUUAUUGGCCGCUAUUGUGUGAGGUUUUUUUUGUUUUGUUUUUUAACUCAAUAACAAUUCAAUGAUGUAAAACUUUUUUUUUUUUUUCUGUAUCAAUUUUCAAUAUUUACUUAAUCUGUCAAAUUGACUUACGAUUUGUCAUCAGUUACACAAUAUCGUGAUUGAUACUCUGCAAACUCAAAUUUUUUUGAGAGGGGACUAAUUCAUAGAAAAGUGUCUUUGGUGGCUUGACAACUUAUUUAUUUUGGUGUUGAACAUGAUUAGUGCCCAAUGGAAAAAAAUACCAUAGUUCAUGACACUAAUUCAUAACGAUUGUAAUCGCUAAUGAUUUAUGUAUAUUAUAAGGUCAUUAUUCAACAAAUCUUUAAUGGUAAAAAGACAGGAUUUGUAUUCCUGGUAUAUGUUGCAUACAUGUGCAUGUAUUAAUCAGCUAACCCAGGGGAAUGUGUCUUUAAAUGUUUGCUUUUUAUGUUUCUGAUUUCUCUAUCUUAGUGCCUCUUGUAAUCCUUCCUUUUUUCCUUUAUAGUUGGCACCUAGAGAGAGAGCUGCUCUGAACUACAACCAGAAGCUAAAGGAGAAAUUCCAGCAUCAUCCACAGAUCAAACGAAUUGCGCGCCACCGGCACCUCCCAAAAUCCAUCUACAGCCAAAUAAAGGAGCAACGCAUUAUGAAGGAAGCUCGCCGCAAGAAGUAUGUAUCCCAUCGUUAAUUGGUUCCACACAUCCCACCAGCCAGAUUAAUACAGGAUGGAUCACAGCACUAAUGUGCAAAUAUAGAGUAUUUAGUAAAGCAAGACAACUCUCUCUAAAAGAAAAUGUUACCUGGGCUAGGAGCAGAGUGCAAGUGUCUUAUCGUUUUUAAUGUUAAUCUAUCAGAUUUCCAUUUUUCUAAAACUCUACCUUGUGUUAUUUGGCUUGAGAUCACACGCCAAAGGAUGGAAAUCAAAGGGACCACCUAAAAGCAUGCUUUAACAAACCGAGCAGAUUUCUAUAGAAAUUGGCACUUUGAUAAACAAACCUUGUUACAACCCCAGGCUCUCAGUCAGACAACCAAUCCUGUUACUUCUUGGUUGAUUAGCUCAGUGGGGCUAAACCCAAGAGGCAGGUAAUUGCCAAGACUACGCUUAUUACAAGUCUGCGAUUGGACCGUUCCAGCAAGAGUGGGAAGAAAGAGAUGGCUAUGUCUGGAUAACAAAAAUAUAAAUUUUGAAUACAUUUUGUAGAUAACUCUUUAAUUGCUGUGUGUAUAUUUUUAAACAUACCCAAAAUAUACUUUCAUUUGAAGAUCCUGUACUUGUUGCAAAACUCAUUUUGCUUUAACUUUGUUGUUGACUACCUGGACUCUACUUGUUAAUACCACUGAUGAAUCUAUUCACUAAGAAAGAUUUGUUGGCUGUGUCCCUGCAGCUAUAUCUGAACUAUAUUUCCAUGGACUGUCAAAUAAGUGUUGGAAAUGUACUUUAACAAUAAGUGGAGGACCACCCUGCACUAAACCCUGGGUCAGAGCCACCAGGUUAACCUAAAAAAUUGGAGGUCCAAGUUUAGACCCUAGCCUUUUAUGCUUUCCUGCCUUUAAGGUUUCAUACUAUUUUAUUAUAAUUAUAAAUUACCAAUACUGUAUACUUAAAAAAAAAAAAAAAAUAUAUAUAUAUAUAUAUCUUUUGAUGUUUCCUUUAAACAGGGAUUGGCUGAACGGUCUUAGCCUAUCCCUCCCAGACCAUUCAAAUGAACAAGACCACAUUAUUUACAUGGCAUGAUGUUCUGUCUGCAAAAGGCAAAAAGAUCAUCCUGUGAAAUGCACAAUUGCAGGUUUGGUGUUUUUAAAUGUGCUGCAUGCAUACUCUUUUCUUGCUUUACUGAUUUAAUGUUAUGUUUUUUCAGGGAUGUGAACCGUCGCAAACACAGCAAAGAAGGCUCCGUACCAUUAAGCUCAGAGAAAAAGAAGCAUGUUGUAGCAGUUAUGGAGUAAGAAGCUACACGAUGGACAACUUUUUUUUGCUUUACAAUAUUGUGUUCCGACUGUCUUUGAGGUUUUGUAUGAUUCACCGAGAUGGGAGUUACCUUCUGUCAGUAGUUGGAGGACUGCAGUCUUUGUUUUGUACAUAUGUGACAAAGAGAAAAAUUAACCAUUUACUGAACACAUCUGGCCUAAGAUCUGUGUUGGGAAGCGAAGUAAUAAAAUGUAACUUUUUUUCAGAGACUUCUUGGAACUGUUAGAAAAUCUUAAACAUGUUCUGAUCUCGGCUCCCAUUUUAGCUUUUAUUUUAUAUGUUGAGGAUUCGUGAUUUGUGAACAAUCGAAAAUAUAUUUCUAUUUUGCAAAUCCAAAUAAAGGUUAAUAUUGUUAUUUGAUAUGAACAAAACUUAAUUACCGGUAGUUAAAAAAAUAUUUAGUGUGACCUUUGCCGAUCAUCUAAUUGGCAUUAAAAUACGCACGUUUGUAAUCACUUACAUGUAUUUUAUUACUAGUAUGGAGUGAACACUCAGUUUUAUGAGAGAUUGAAGGCCAGUAUCAAAGUACAUAAAUGCAGGUGAAAAUAUUGAGCUGAGGUUGAGAUAGGAAGAAAAUAGUUUAUAAAAGAGGGGCGCCAUAAGACAGUCAUUGUGGUCGCAUUUGAUUAGUUCCAAAUUUCUAUGGAUCAGAUUUUUUUUAUAAUACAUUUUUAGACCAAGAUCCACCCUUCUCCCUAUCUGCCUCUAGAUUCCAACUUAAUUUUUUCUUGAGGUUUUUUUUACGCUUUAAUAUGUUCAAACUGUAGAAGGAAGAGGUCUACUACAUCAGAAGUUUUACAGCUGUCAACAUGUCUUCAAUUACUGAUUUUACUUUUUAGUAAUUUCUAUCACGGCUAAAUUAUUGUACUUUUUCUUUAAGAUACGUUGUAGACCUACAAAGGUUAAGAAUACAAUCUAUUAAUAUUCCAUAAUUAAAAUUUGUACCUCAUUCAUCAAAAAUAUUCUGGUUAAAAUCUCCGUAAAUCAGUUCUAUUCAUGAAGUUUUCCACAGCUGAGCUACUGCCAAGGUCCUUGUAUAUUGUGCGUGGGAUAUGGUCUAUUUAAAACUUUCUAAUGUGCUAAAAAAAAAACUAUUUUGGAUUAAGCUUUUUAUGAAUUAAUAGCCAGACUUCACUACUUAAUGCCAUAAUAUAGAGCAAGCAAGGACAACGUUAUAUAGCGGCGAUGGCUAAUCCAGUGGCAUUUCUGUGACUGCUUACGUCCCAAAUUCCUUACAUUUAGCGGGACAGUCACUGAUCACCCAAUUCCGAGCUCCUGAUGUCAGAUGUCUACAGUAACUUGCAUUUUGUCACUGUUAUGCCCCCGUGUCAGUCCAUUUUCCUUGAUACCCUGCCAUUUAUAAAGAAAAUAAGAUACUUUAUUCUAAAGUGCGUUGGGAGGAUUGUGCACAACCACCACCCACUGAUUAAAAGAUAGAAGUGCCUAUAAUUUAAUUUUAUUGCUCUAUUGAAGAAGUAUCCUAAUAAUUGUGUGUACGUCUGACAUGCAGUAUUCCUUGUUAAUGGAAUAAUAAAAUGCUGUGUGUUGAUGGACAUUGAUGUCAUGACAGAGCAGCUGCUGUGAACAAAUCUCUUCCAUGUUUGCCUUCCACGCAAUCGGCUGUCUCAAUUAGGGAGGUUUAUACUUUUGUUUUUUAAAGGUCCAAAAUAUUCCGUUGCCAUGUUUAAUAGGGUGGCAUCCAAUCAAGUCUAUUUUUCUAUAAAAUCACUGUAAGGAAUUAUUGCACAUCUGUUAUCUAUAUAUUGUGCUUGCAAAUUUUCAGUUACAUGUGAAAGUGUAAAAUGUGUCAGCCCUGACACGCUCAUUUUCUUUAUUUAUAAAAAAAUAAAGGGUGAGGGCCCUUAGUGUUAACCCCUUCCGAACAGUUUUUAAUUAAAAAAUAUAGUAGCUCACAUGGCAAUUAUUUAAAGCGAGGCAUGCAUAGCUAACAUAUAAUAUAUAACAACACAGAACAUUUGUGUAUAGAUGGAUUUACAAACGUAACAAUAUAAACGUGAAUU